AUGGCUAUUCUUGCCAGUGCAGCAACGCUGCUAACAGCUAUCUCUAUGAUAUAUCGUAUCACAUUAAAUCUUCCUGAUAUUUCUUAUCAUACAGAUUUAAGAAAUCCUACUUCUAAACAUUAUAAUGAGUUAUCAAAUGACAUAGAAAAAACGACUUUUGCAAUGUUAUCACUUGUUACUGAUGUACAAAAUGUUUCUGUUAAAUUAUUUCGAUAUCAUCAAGUUAUUGGUACAUUGGUAACAUUUGAUGUUAAAUCUGACAAAAAAAAUGAACAAGUAAUUAGAGAUUUUUUUGAAAAUGCUGUUAGUCAUGGAAAAAUGGGAAAUUUAGUAUUAAAUUCUGAGGGAUUUGAAUUUGUCUCAUUUGAAGAUGAGAUGGUAUCACAGUGUCAUCCAUCACAAUUUACCUGCCAAUCCAACAAUGAAUGUAUUGAUAGAAGUAAAUUAUGUAAUUAUAUUGCUGAUUGCCCCGAUUCAAGUGACGAAAGUUUAGAGCAUGGUCAUUGUGAUGAAAGUAAACCUUUUAUAUCAACAGAAAAGAAAUAUCUUGAUGUAUUAGCUGGUAAUUUAAUAGAAAUACAUAUUUCUGUUCAUAGAAUACCAACUAGCUUUAAUAUAAAUUGGUUUAAAGAUGAUUAUGAUAUUGAAGAAAGUAAUCGUAUUUAUAAGGACACACAAUCAUCACAUUAUCAUAAACAAAAAGAUUAUACAUUACGUAUUGAAGGUGCAACCUCAAGUGAUUCUGGUCUUUAUAAAUUUUCUUUAUCAUAUAAUGAUAAUACUAUUGAAAUAGAAAUACCUGUAAGAAUAUAUGGAUAUGAAGAAGUUAGUAAAGAAGUAUCAAGAGAAGAAAAUAUUUUAAAUGACAAUUUUAAACAAUGUCCUGAUGGAGAAAAAGCCUGUAAAUCUGGUCAUUGUCUUUCAUUAUCAUUUUUCUGUGAUAGACAUAUUAAUUGUCCAGAUGGAGAUGAUGAAAUUAAUUGUGGUGAAGUAAUAUGUAAUUCUAAUGAAUUUUCAUGUGAUAAUGUUUGUAUUGAAAAAGAUAAAGUAUGUGAUGGUAUUAGAAAUUGUUUAGAUGGUAAAGAUGAAGCUAAUUGUCCAGGUUUUGAAAAACAAAGACCAUCUAAUGUUAGACCAACAGUUUCUUCAACAAAUACACAUCAUGCUCAGAUAACUGUCACUUGUCCUGAUGGGUCAAUACCAGAAUAUAGUUUACAUGGUUCUACAUAUUGUUGGAGUAAUUCUGUAUGUCCAUCUGGUACUCUUUGUACUGAAGGAAAAUGUUGUCACAACGCUAAUGCUGAUAUCCUACGUCAAUGUGAUUAUGAUAAAUGGGAAUGUGGUGAUGGAAAAUGUCUAGAUUGGACAAAUCGUUGUAACCAAAUAAUUGAAUGCACUGAUAGAAGUGAUGAAAUGCAUUGUAAUAUCAUCAUACCACAACCUCAAAAUGGUAAACGGUCUGUUCAUAAAAAAACAGAUAAAGAUAACACAGAUAACAUGACAAAUUCAGAAUGUCGAGAAAAUGAAUAUCAAUGUAAAAAUAAACAAUGUAUUCCAUUAGAAAAAAGAUGUAAUCGUAAUUAUGAUUGCCCUGAUGGUAGUGAUGAAACGACAUGUGAAUAUUUCAUUAACGCACAAAAAUAUCAUUUAGAUAAUAAUAAUAAUAAUAAUAAUAAUAAUAAUAAUAACAAUAAUAAUCAAAAUACAAAAGAAACAGAAAUUUUUGAACCAUUUGAAAUUAUAACACAUCAACCAAAUGGUGAUUAUUUACGAAACAUUAAACAAUCUUCGGAAGAACUUUGUGCCGAUGAUGAAUUUAAGUGUGUUGGUCUUGAUUAUUUAUAUUGUAUACAUUAUGAUAAGAUAUGUGAUGGUGUUGAUGAUUGUGGAAAUAAUGCUGAUGAAAUGAAUUGUUCUAAGUCAAUUGAAGUUAAUGAAGUUAAUGAAGAUAAUUUAAGAGAAGAUGGAUGUAAAAAUGGAGAAUUUAAAUGUAAUAAUGAUCAAUGUAUUCCGUCAUCAUUAAAAUGUAAUAGAAAAUAUGAUUGUGAAGAUGGAAGUGAUGAAACAACAUGCGAUUAUUUUAAAAUUGCUGCACAAAGACAUCAUCAUCAUCAACAACAACAACAACAGCAACAACAAACAACAACAACCACAACCACAUCACAAGUACCACCAAUUGUUGAACAACCAAGACAUCCUGCUGUUUCACAACAAGUAUAUGAAGAACAAGAGAGACAAAGAUUACUCCAAGAAGCUGAAUAUAAUCGUCGUUUAGAAGAAUAUCAUAGAAGUCAAACACAACCAAUUCUUGAAACAAUACGUACACCAAAACCACUUCCAGAAGUAACAUUUAAAGAUGAAUAUGAUAGAGAACUUAAUAAUGAUAUUAAAAUUUCGGAUGAUGAUUUUGAAACAGAUGAUGAUAUUGGAACAUGUCAAAUAAAUGAAUUUUUAUGUCAACAUAGUCGUGAAUGUAUUGAUAAAAAAGCAGUAUGUGAUGGUAUAUCUGAUUGUUUAGAUCAGUCAGAUGAACUUUUUUGCCAAGAUAAAGAAAAUAAAUUUACCACAAUUAAUUCAAAAACUGAUGGAAGACAUGAUAGUUAUAAAAAUGAACACGAUAUUCAUAAACAUAUUGAUAUUCAAAAAAAUGAAGAACAUAAAGAACAUAUUGAAAAGUCACCAAGACCACAAUAUACACCAAGUCAACAAAUACAUCAUCAUAAUCAACAUGAUAAGACUCAUCAUCAUCGUGUUGCAGAGCAAGGUUAG
This is a messenger RNA of Strongyloides ratti, 2769 nucleotides long. Its product is annotated as SEA domain and Low-density lipoprotein (LDL) receptor class A repeat and Immunoglobulin-like domain and Immunoglobulin I-set domain and Immunoglobulin-like fold domain-containing protein. Bases 1 to 2769 code for a protein of 922 amino acids. NCBI's taxonomy places the organism in Eukaryota, Metazoa, Nematoda, Chromadorea, Rhabditida, Strongyloididae. Gene Ontology annotation, cellular component: plasma membrane. The record is from RefSeq and is a predicted model, not a curated record. Gene Ontology annotation, molecular function: protein binding. The transcript has 4 exons.